Molecule: messenger RNA, 2272 nt
Organism: Solea senegalensis (Senegalese sole)
Lineage: Eukaryota; Metazoa; Chordata; Actinopteri; Pleuronectiformes; Soleidae
Gene: actr8
Product: actin related protein 8
Exons: 13
Coding region: 137-2068 (643 amino acids)
Biological process (GO): double-strand break repair; regulation of DNA-templated transcription
Cellular component (GO): Ino80 complex
Source: RefSeq, a predicted model, not a curated record
CAAACACGGAAGUACAGACCACAACGCAAACGGCAUUAUUUGGUGCGGUUGGUCGUCCCUCGCUUGUUGUUGUUUUUCGACUACUCCACAAAUAUUCGAAGGUGGUGAGUUUAGUCGAGUAAAUGAAAAGCUAACCAUGACUCAGGCAGAGAAGGAGCAGGACAACGGGAAGGAGAAAGAAAAGGAGCGAGAAAAGGAGAAAGAUAAAGAGCAGCAGCGUGGUGUGAAAAGACCCAUCGCUCCUCCAACCAUCCCAGAACCUCUUCAGGAGCAAAUACAGAGCAAUUUCAUAGUUGUCAUCCACCCUGGUUCAAGGACACUCCGUAUCGGCCGAGCAACAGACACAGUUCCAAUCACCAUCCCACAUGUGAUCGCACGCAGACACAAGCAAAGUGGACAACCCAAAUAUGAAGAUGCGUGGCUGCUGAGAGAAGGUCUCAAUAAACCAGAGAGUAAAGAGCAGAGGCAGAAUGGACUGAAAAUGGUUGACCAGGCCAUCUGGUCCAAGAAGAUGUCAAACGGAGUGCGGAGGACUCCUGUGUCUGCUGAACAGGCCAGAGCAUAUAAUUGCCAGGUCCGUCCAGCAGUACUCGACAGCAGCUCUAGGGUAAAGUGGACCAACACAGCCCACCAUCCUCCUCAUCUGGUGGGAGAGGAGGCUCUUUAUGUGAAUCCAACUGAUUGUUAUAACAUCCACUGGCCCAUCGUCAGGGGGCAGCUCAAUGUACACCCUGGUCCUGGUGGCUCACUGACUGCUGUCCUGGCUGACCUUGAGACAAUUUGGAGUCAUGUCAUUCAAAAACAUCUUGAGGUCCAACUCAAAGAUUUAAAGUAUUACAGAUGUAUCCUCCUUGUCCCUGACAUCUACAACAGACAGCACAUCAAGGAAGUUGUAAACAUGCUGCUACUUAAUAUGGGCUUCUCAGCAAUCAUUGUGCACCAGGAGUCAGUAUGUGCUACAUUUGGUAGUGGGUUAAGCAGUGCUUGCGUCGUGGAUGUAGGAGACCAGAAGACUAGUCUCUGCUGUGUAGAGGAUGGGGUUUCCCACCGGAACUCCAGGUUGUGUUUGGCAUAUGGAGGUUCAGAUGUGACUCGUACUUUCUUCUGGCUCCUGCAGAGAGCAGGUUUUCCCUACAGAGACUGUCAACUGUCCAGCAGACUGGACUGUCAGCUACUACAACAUUUAAAAGAGACCUUCUGUCAUCUAGAUCAAGACAUAUCAGGACUACAAGAUAAAGAAUUCCAGACACGUUUCCCAGAAUCUCCCUCUCUGCUCUACCAGGUUCGAUUAGGAGAUGAGAAAUUACAGGCAUCCAUGGGACUUUUCUACCCAACCACUUUUGGUAUUGUUGGUCAGAAGAUGACAUCACUCCAGUACCGUUCUCAAGGUGACUCGGAAGAUCCUCAUGAUGAACACUACCUGCUGGCUACACAGAGCAAACAGGACCAGUCCUCCAAAUCUGCUGCAGACCGGAAGGCUAUCUCCAGACCAGGUGGAGCUUUGGAUGGAGAGAUGAGCAGUCAAGGAGGGAUUGGAGAGCUCUCUGACCUACCCAGGGGCUGCGGGAUGGGUGGUAGUGGAGCAGGGAUGCAAGGGGAGAUGGAGCUCGGGCCUGCCCAGAGCGAGUGCUUGAUGGGGGCGGGAGAAGUAGAUGAGCCCCUGUCUGCUCAUCUCUCCAGGAAGUCUGCAAUCAUGAGCCAGUUUGAAAGUAAAGCACUGGGCCUGGAUAAAGCCAUCCUGCAUAGCAUCGACUGCUGUGCAUCUGAUGAAACCAAACGAAAGAUGUACAGCUCCAUCCUGGUUGUGGGAGGGGGGCUCAUGUUUCACGGUGCUCAGGAGUUUCUGUUACAUCGGAUUAUCAACAAAAUGCCGCCCUCCUUCAGAAGGCUGGUGGACAAUGUGGAAGUAAUCACACGGCCAAAGGACUUGGACCCUCGCCUGAUAUCAUGGAAGGGGGGAGCAGUGCUGGCAUGUCUGGACACAACCCAGGAGAUGUGGAUACACCAGAGAGAGUGGCAGCGCUUUGGUGUUCGAAUGCUCCGUGAGAGAGCUGCCUUCGUCUGGUGAAACCAAGCUGAUUUUGAAAGUAGAGAACACAUGGUGUGUCUCAAAAUGAUAAACCUCUCGAUCAUAUGAUGAAACUGAAACAAGUUUUGUUUGAAGCUACACCAGUCUAUAUUUCCAGUUGUCAUGUUCACCGUUUCUGUAAAUAAUAAUGAAAUUCUUUGGAAGUUUGGCUGUAUCUAAAUAAACAUGUCAUACUUACAAUCA